AUGAAGUGGGCGGUUGUGCUGUGUGCCCUGGUGGCUCUCUCCGAAUGCCUUCACAAGAUGCCUCUGAUCAAGGGCAAGUCCGCGAGAGAGACCCUGCAGGAGAAGGGCCUGUGGGAGGCGUACAGGCGGAGGUACCCCUACCAGCCCCUGGCCAAGUUCGCGCAGACCGGCACAGAGUCCAUGACCAACGAUGCCGACCUGUCCUACUAUGGCGUGAUCUCCAUCGGAACCCCUCCCCAGUCCUUCAAGGUCAUCUUCGACUCCGGCUCCUCCAACCUGUGGGUGCCCUCUGUGUACUGCUCCAGCCAGGCCUGCCAGAACCAUGACAAAUUCAACCCUCAGGCUUCCUCUACCUUCCAAUCCACCAAUCAGCCCCUGUCCAUCCAGUACGGCACUGGCAGCAUGACCGGCUAUCUGGGCUACGACACUGUGGAGGUCGGUGGUAUCACCGUGCCAAAUCAGAUCUUCGGCCUGAGCCAGACUGAGGCCGCCUUCAUGGCCUAUAUGGCAGCUGAUGGCAUCUUGGGCCUGGCCUACCCCUCAAUCUCCUCCUCUUCUGCCACGCCUGUCUUUGACAACAUGAUGAAACAGGGGCUGGUGUCCCAGGAUCUCUUCUCUGUCUACCUGAGCAGCGGCGGUCAGGCUGGCAGCGAGGUGGUCUUCGGGGGAGUUGACCCAAGCCACUACACCGGCAGCAUUAGCUGGAUCCCACUGUCCUCCGAGACCUACUGGCAGAUCACCAUGCAAAGUGUUACCAUCAAUGGACAAACGGUUGCCUGCACUAGUGGCUGCCAGGCCAUCGUGGACACUGGCACCUCUCUCAUCGUUGGACCAAGCAGUGACAUCGGCAACAUCAACAACUAUGUCGGAGCUUCCACCAACCAGUAUGGAGAUGCCACUGUCCAGUGUGGCAACGUUGGCAGCAUGCCUGACGUGACUUUCAACAUCAACGGAGUCUCCUUUACCCUCCCAGCAUCCGCCUACGUCUCCCAGUCCUCCUAUGGCUGCCGCACCGGAUUCGGUAAUGGCAACGACCAGCUGUGGAUCCUGGGAGAUGUCUUCAUCAGGCAGUACUACACGAUCUUUGACAGAACCUCCAACUAUGUCGGCCUGGCCCAGGCUGUGUAAUCUACACCAGAUCAGAGGCAGAUUUUAACAUUGAGUCUUCCAAAAGUGAACACCUUGUUUAUCUGAAGAAUGGGCACAUGAAAUGAUCACCCUACUUCGAAAUAAAUAUAUAUUUUUGAAGCA
Anguilla anguilla (European eel) is the source of this 1251-nucleotide messenger RNA. RefSeq names its product pepsin A-like. Gene Ontology annotation, biological process: proteolysis. Bases 1 to 1128 code for a protein of 375 amino acids. NCBI's taxonomy places the organism in Eukaryota, Metazoa, Chordata, Actinopteri, Anguilliformes, Anguillidae. The transcript has 9 exons. The record is from RefSeq and is a predicted model, not a curated record. Gene Ontology annotation, molecular function: aspartic-type endopeptidase activity.